Sugiyamaella lignohabitans is the source of this 834-nucleotide messenger RNA. RefSeq names its product Msb3p (gene MSB3). The record is from RefSeq and is a predicted model, not a curated record. Bases 1 to 834 code for a protein of 277 amino acids. NCBI's taxonomy places the organism in Eukaryota, Fungi, Ascomycota, Dipodascomycetes, Dipodascales, Trichomonascaceae. The transcript has a single exon.
AUGAAUGAGGAAAGGUCAUUUUGGAUGUUGCAUAUUAUUACCCAAAGAUAUCUUCCAGGAGUUCACGAGGUGAAUUUAGAGGGAGUGAAUAUCGAUCACGGUGUGUUGAUGAUAUACUUAAGACAAAACUUGCCCAACUUUUGGGAUAGGUUAUGUGUCAAUUUUGAUGGGCAACGUUGUGAUGAAUUUAUAAGUAAGCUACCGCCUAUCUCUCUUGCCAUAACUGCCUGGUUUAUGGGUGCCUUUGUGACUAUUCUUCCUCCAGAGUCAAUGCUCAGAGUCUGGGAUUGUAUGUUUUAUGAAGGUCCUCGUAUUCUGUUUCGCGUUGCAUUAUCUAUUUUUAAGCUUUGUGAACCAAGAGUUAAAGAUAUUUCUGAUCAAAUGGAAAUGUUUCAGUAUAUUCAGAAUUUCCCUAAAGGCUUGACAGAUCCCGUCGCAUUUUUGGAUAUUUGCUUUCGUCAUGUUGAAGCUAUUAAAGACGAUGACCUGAAUCGUACCAGAAAAUUUGUGACUGACAGGCGCAAGCUGGCCUUUUAUCCUCAGGGUCUGGGUGGAAAUGACUCUGGAAAUAGCUCUGACCUUCCUGCUAUCAGCGAUCUAGAUGCAUAUAGAGCUUUCAGAGCGUCAUCCAGCAAAAAGGGACUCUCGCUGAACUUCCAUCUCAAACACCAGUUGAGAGCCAUCACUGUCAAGAGCCGUAGACUGAGACAUUCCUCGUCGAUUCAAUCUGCCUCAGCUGCUACGUCGGAUGGCGGAUCGUUUGGUCGCAGGCUCACUUCAUUCCCCAAAAAAUCAAAGUCUUUGCGGUCUUCAGCCACAUCGACACACUCUUAG